Molecule: messenger RNA, 2028 nt
Organism: Penicillium oxalicum
Lineage: Eukaryota; Fungi; Ascomycota; Eurotiomycetes; Eurotiales; Aspergillaceae
Product: GMC family oxidoreductase
Exons: 7
Coding region: 1-2028 (675 amino acids)
Molecular function (GO): oxidoreductase activity, acting on CH-OH group of donors; flavin adenine dinucleotide binding
Source: RefSeq, a predicted model, not a curated record
AUGCGAUCUUCCAAUGCCGUGAGGAAUCUCGCCAUCUUUCUUCCUCUUGUUUAUGCACUCUCUCCGCGCACGCAGAUCACCGAUGCGUAUGACUUUGUAAUUGUGGGGGGAGGACAGGCCGGUCUUGUCUUGGGUGCUCGAUUGUCCGAAGAUGCCAAUCAUACCGUUCUCGUCCUGGAAGCCGGUGGUGAUGGGGACGAGUAUCGAACUCGCAUAGAUACACCUGCUUAUUCGUAUUUUGACUCACUAUGGACAACACCUCUGAAUUGGGGAUUUCACACAACCCCACAACCCCAUGCGAACGACCGGGAGAUAUACUGGCCCCGUGGAAAAGUGUUGGGAGGCAGCUCGGCCAUCAAUGGAUUAUAUCUGACACGGCCGGGGAAGGUCGAAAUCGAUGCCUGGAAGGACAUGCUCGACGGGAUGGAUGGCGCUGAGAAUUGGGGCUGGGAAUCAUUCUACGCCGCCAUGCGACAGAGCGAAACUUUUACUCCGCCGUCCGAGGAGAUUGCUCAAGAGGCCCAGAUUACCUGGAAUACGAGCGAUCACGGCACAGAUGGACCGAUUCACGCCUCGUAUCCUGGCUUGUACGUGAACGGCCACCUUUGCUCAGGGGGAGAGUGGGAGAAGUCCUUGAUGAAUAUGGGAAUCGCCCGCUCCUCCAACAUGUACGGUGGCGAGCCCUGGGGGGCCGAAGUCUCGACCUCGUGCAUCAAUCCGACCAACUGGACACGCUCCUAUAGUCGCACGGGAUAUCUGGAUCCUCUCCCCGACAGACGCAACUACGACGUACUGGCCAAUGCCCAUGUGACUCGCCUGUUGUUUCGAAACUCGUCCACGUCGGAAGAUCUCACUGCAUACGCGGUCGAGUUCACAUCGGACGGUGGGAAAACAAAGCGAUCGAUCAAGGUCAACAAGGAGGUGGUUCUCGCUGCCGGCACGGUUGGUACCCCGGCGGUUUUGCUGCACAGUGGCGUUGGUCCCAAGGACGUUCUCUCCGAUGCGGGAGUUGACUUGGUCUCUGAGCUUCGGGUGUUGGUCAACAUCUUCAGGAUCAUAUUUGCCACUGUGACUUGGAAGACUAACGUGGAAAGGGCCGGGUCCAUCUUUUAUGAUAAUGGGAGUGAACGGAACAAUCCGCUGUUCCUCACCUACAUUGAUUCCGCCGUCGCCUAUGUGAAUGCUACCGGUAUGUAUGGCACCGAUGUGCAUCACCUUCAGAAACAGAUUCUCGGUCAAAUCGGUCACUAUACGCCCAACACCACCUACGACGACGGAGUCAUUGAUGGAUACACGGCCAUCUGCAACACCACCGCAUCGACCAUCUUGGAUUCCCCCAUCGGACAGAUCGAGCUCUUGUUCAUGAACAGCGAUGGAAACGGGGACGUGGGCAUCACCGCGGCUGUCCAACAUCCGUAUAGCCACGGGCGAAUUUAUAUCAAUUCUUCAAAUCCCAUGGAUUACCCGGUCAUUGACCCCAAUUACUUGUUUAAUCCAGCCGAUCACGUCCUUCUCCGCGACGGCCUCAAACUCGCCCGCCAACUCGGUCGAACCUCCCCCCUUUCCAACUCCCUCACCCAAGAAACCUCCCCGGGCCCCUCCGUCCAAACCGACGACGAAUGGCUCGACUGGAUUCUCCGCUCCGCCGGCACCGAGUUCCACCCUUCCUCCUCCUGCGCCAUGUUGCCCCGUGCCCAGGGCGGCGUGGUCGACACUCAUCUGCGCGUCUACGGUCUGGCCAAUGUCCGUGUGGCGGAUGCGAGUGUGCCUCCGCUUGCGCUGUCCACGCAUCUGAUGUCGUCGACGUAUGGGGUGGCGGAGCAGGCGAGUCGUAUCAUCCGAGAGUAUUAUGCUGGAUUGCGAGAGGGGGAAGGGUCUGCAGCGAUGAAUAUGACUAGGACGGCGACGGCGGUUGGUUCUGCGGCUACGGAGACGACGGCUACUCAGGGGGUGAUGGCGAGUGGGAUCGCUGCUUCGAGUAGGAAUGCGAAUGUUGGAUCUCGGGGGAUGGUGUCGGUGGGAUGUUGA